AUGCAGAGUAUCGUGUUGACGCAGCUUUACCUUCUUCUUGAUAUUGAAAUGGUAUUCCUGCCUGCAUCAGCGUAUCUGAAUUCGGAAUGCACUGAUUAUUUUGAGAAUCGCCUAAAACUUCUGUCCUUGGUUAGGUUACAUAGUUUAAAUACAUUUGUAUUUAUCGUUGUAAAGGCCUUAUUAAUUUAUACGUACACAAGUCUAAUUUUAUGUAUUCAUUUAGAGGAAAAGAUGGUAAGACAUAAUAAUCAAUUGCCGGAAAAUCUCCCUCAAUUGCAAAAUCUUAUUAAACGAGAUCCAGAAUCUUACAAGGAGGAAUUUCUUCAGCAACAUCAGCACUACAAGUCAGUUUUAGAAAUUUUUCGUUUAUCGCCAAAUAAGUUUAACAAAAGUCUCGACGAAGUAGUCACCUUUUUGGCUCAGGUAAAUAAAAAAAUCGUAUGUCGUAAAAACAUCAUAACACAACUGUAUUCUCUAAUUGGUUUCUGCGACGAACCAAUGCCACAUAGUAUAUUUAUUUAUGGUCAUGUAGCUACUGGAAAAUCGUUAGUGGUGCAAAAUAUGCUUUCUUACUUGAAAUACAAUGUAGCUAUUAUUAAUUGCGUGGAACAUGUGACUAAAAGACAUAUAUUUGAGUACAUCCUGGGUGAUUUGUCAUUAUCUUCCAAUGAUUUUACAGCCAAUAACCAAUUACAAUGCAAGUGUGAUAAUUUUGUUGAUUUUAUAACAAGCCUUAGAGAUAUUUGUACAAAAGACAAUCGACCGAUCGUAAUAGUAUUUGACAAGUGUGAUAAAUUACGAGAUAUCGACGUUGAUUUACUGCCUACAUUUUUGAAACUCGGAGAAUUAUCAAACGUCAAUAUUUGCGUGAUAUUUGUAACUGAUAUAGUAUGGGAGAAAUUCCGUGUUAAAAUAGAACCUAUUGAAACUGAUCGGUCCAAGGAAAAUGAUACUGCUUUAUUGUGGAGAAAUAUUUCUGCUACUUUCAAAGCGAAUCUAGAAGUCAUCUAUUUACGAGUUUCUUCCGAAAAUUUUGCAAAGGAUAAUCAAUUGUCCAAAGAUAUUGAAUCAACGAUGAGAUUGGCAUUGAGCUUUGAAUUGCCAUAUUAUGCAAAGUAUAUGCUGAUCGCAUCGUAUCUGGCCUCGUACAAUCCCGUAAAAGAAGAUAAAUAUAUAUUUGUAAAAAAAAAAUUCAAGAAAAAGAAAAGAGUUAACGAUAAAAAAAAAAUAACGUUAAAUGCAUUUUGUGGACCUUACAAUUUUCCAGUAUCUAGAAUGAUUGCUAUUUUCUGUGCAAUCCUGAAUGAGAAAGUUGAUAUAAAUGCUAAUCUACUUUCUCAGAUUCCAUCUAUGUGUCAACUUGGUGGCCCAUUGUUAUUCAAACGAAUUAGAAUCAUUUCCUCAAGAAAUCAUCGAUGUAUUGCAAACAUAUAAUACAGUGCUUGACAAUGAUUUAAGAUUAACAUUUUGUAAAGCUUUGAUUCAACUACGUAACAAAGCUCUUUUAGAGCCCACGGUACUUCUGAGUUUAUUUUUUGAACUUUUAAGAUGUCAAGAUAAAAAUUUAAGACAAUUUCUUCAAACACACAUUAUCACUGAUAUAAAAAAUGUGAAUAUCAAACAAAAGAAUACAAAGAUUAAUACAACUCUACAAAACUUUAUGUUUUCCAUGUUGAAAGAUUCUAAUGUCAGGAGUGCAAAGAUGUCUGCAGAUAUCAUGAUAGAAUUGUAUAAUAAAGAUAUCUGGAACGAUGCGAAAACUGUAAAUGUUCUGGCAACAGGUUGUUUCGUCAAGGCAACCAAAGUUAUGGUCUCUUGCUUGAAAUUCUUUCUGGGUACUGGCAUAGAAGAACAGGAAAAUGAGGAAAGUGACAGCGAUAGCGAGCCAAAUAUCAAAGAAAUCAUAAUGGCUAAUAGAGUAAAUAAGAAAACAAAGAAACGGGAAAAACAUCUAGCGAAAGCGAAACAACUGUUAGCGAAGUCUAAGAAAAAAGCAACGAAAGCCCCGAGGUAUAAUUUCUCGGCGUUGCACUUAAUUCACGACCCACAGAGUUUUGCAGAAAAAUUAUUCAAACAGUUGGAAAGGAACAACGAUAGAUUUGAAAUUAAACUACUAACGUUGGAUAAGUAACAAAACUUCUGCAAUUUAUCGCUCAAGCCUCUCACGAACUUAUACCACCUGAUACAUUGGAACCAAUUUUGAAGACAUUAGCAAACAAUUUUGUUACAGAACGAAAUUCAGCAGAUGUCAUGGCUAUAGGGUUGAAUGCUAUUAGAGAGAUAUGUACCCGAUGCCCAUUAGUUAUGAAUGCAGAUUUACUGCAAGAUUUAGCACGAUACAAGUAUUACAAAGAACGAAGUGUAAUGAUGGCUGCACGUUCAUUGAUAUCUCUAUUCAGAAAUUCAAUACCUGAAUUGCUACAUAAGAAGGACAGAGGACGUCCUACAGAAACAACCAUUACUUUAAGUAUGCCAAAAUAUGGUCAAAUGUCGGCCAAUGAUUUUAUACCAGGUGCUGAAGUUUUACUCGACGAUAACUCUGACAAUGUGAAAGAGACUUCAAAGAUUGAUAUAGAAAAUUCUGAUAAUGAUGAUGAAUGGAUUGAUAUAAAUUCUGGUGAUGACAACGAUGACAACGACAAUGAUGAUGAUGACGACGACGACGACGACGAUAACGACGACGAUGAUGAUGAUAAUGAUCAUAGUGAUGACAAUGACGAUGAAGAUGAUGAUGAUGAUGAUGAUAAUGGUGAUGGUGAUAGUGAUGACACUAAUGCAAAGGAAAGAAAAGAAAAGGAGCUGGAAGAAAAUAAAGAAGGACAGAGCGUAAAAAAUAAUAAUGAAAAUGUAAUUAAAAUGAAUGAAAGUGAUAAAAUAGAAAUGAAAGCACGUGAAGAUAAAGAUAUUAAAUUUAAUAUAAAUAACACAGACACAGAUAUCGAUAGUGUUGCGAAUCAAAAGCGAAAAAGACAAUGUCACUCGUUAUCAAAACUGGAAAGAAAACGAUUGAAACUGAAGAAACAACAAGACACAAAAGUGAAAAAGAAAGAGAUAAUCAAUGCAGAGAAAAGAGAAAAAGCAACUUUAAUAUCUAACGAACGAUUAUUAACUGACGAAGACUUUCUGAAGAUAGAUACCGCGUUAGCGAAACAACAAAUAACGUACGCUAAACGUGGUAUAAAAAGAGCUCAUCUUAGAGACAAUGAACAUGGAGAUUUUGUCAAAUUAGCAGACAUAGAAAAUAUUUAUAAAAAACGGAAAUAUGACAAGCAAGCUCGUAUUGAAUCUGUGAAGAAAGGGCAAGAGGAAAGGGAAAAAUUUGGUUAUAAGGAUGGACGGCAAAAUCCACUUUGUAGCAAAACAAAUCGUGAAAAAAGAAAAACCAAAGCUUUUCAAAUGUUAAAGCAUAAAGUGAAAGGAAAGGUGAAACGUUCUUUUAAAGAAAAACAAAUUGCUUUAAGAAAUCAUUUGUUGAAGCAGAAGAGAAUGAAAUAAUUAUGUAUAAUCAUUUGUUAUAUUGCGCGCGCGCGUGCAUGUGCACAUAUAUAUGUAUAUGUAAAUAAGUAAAUAAUAUUCUUAUAUAUUAUACGUGCAGUGAUGAACACAUGGAUUGUUAACACAAAUAUUUUAUCGAGUGUUUGUAUGUAGAAUGCAAAUAAAAUAAAACGUGUACUGUUUUGUGUUUAUAAAAACGUGUAAUGUUUUACUUUAAUUUUUGACUUUAUAAUAAAAAUUUUCUUUGUUACCAUCAUUAUUCAGGUAAAUAUAAAUUGUUUUCGUGUUUUCAUAUAUUUCAUUUGUAAUUAGAGUAUACUUCCAUAAACUAUGCGUCGCCAUCUAUCGAUGGUCUGCUGCAUACUAUCAUCCUAGUGUCACAACCCUUUCCCACUUCACACUUAGUAUUUCAAUGCUAAAGUUCUAAACUUUGUAAUACAACAUAAAAAUGCAUUGAACGAUAGACUGUUGCGUAGUUCAAUACCGGUGAAACUAAAUGUCUGUUGAACGCGAUUUUACGGAUUAAUGAUAUUUCCUUUUCUUCGAGCAAAAAGUAAAUUCUUAUUUAAUGAACUAUGUUGAUAAAUCAGGAUUCGCAGUGGAACGAUAGUACUGAAUCUGAACUUCAACAAACGUUUCCAGAUUUUGAAGUUAUGGAUUCAGAUUGUUCCCUUUUUCAAGACGAUUUGUUUCAAUCUUUAAGUUCUGAGCUAGGUAUUCCUUUGUUCUUUGAAAACGAAAUAUCUACAAAGAUAGAUAGUGGUAUUGAUGAUGGAAUUUCAAAAAAUAUAUACAUAAAAGAACCAUUGACUAAUAUUAAAGAAAAUGAUGUUGAUAGUCAAAUUACGGAAGAUGUAUGCAUGGGGGAAGCAUCGACUAGUUUCGAAAAUUGUGAUAUAAAUAUUGUGCAACAAACUUCAGAUGUGGAUAAAAAAGUAAAAAUUAAAUUAGAACCUACAAGCCCAUAUGUCCAGUUGCCUUUGUCUCCUGCGCCCAGUCAGAGUGAGUGUUGUAAAUCAGAUUCACAAGUUGAAACAAGUUCUAACGCGUCCAUCUGUAAUUUUAAGACAACUCUAGAAACACCACCCAUCUCUCCUUCGCAAAAUGUUUCCCCACCUAUAUCUCCGCAACCAAUUUCAAACAUAGCCAUUGCAAAACAUAUAAAACUUGAGCCUUUUAAACUUCAAGAUACGAAUGAAACAAAAUUCACCCUUUCCAAAGUAAAUUCUUCCAAACGUGUUCGGGUUCAACCAAAAGAUAAUAUUCAACCUGUCGCUGAUGAACAGCCUAAAAAUGCUAUAUUUUUGAGUACACAAAAUUUUGUUGCACUUACUCAAAAAAUUAGGCAGAAUUAUAUAUCAUAUCCUUUCACGACUCAUUUUACACCUAAUACAAAUAAAGAGAUUCAAACAUCGAUACAGCCUCCCUCAGUACCAAUAAAAACAGAGACAAAUACAAUUCAACAACUACAAGAGAAUAAUGUGAAAAUAACGGACAAUGUCUCUAACGUAUAUGCGUUAGGAAACGAUCAAACAAUAAAUAUGAUGGAUACACCUCUGGUUCUUAAGAAUGAAGCAGCUGGAUGUACUUCUAUAAUUGUAAAAAGUGAUUCGGAUGCAUGUAAACCGAUAAUAAUUAAAACAGAAACUUCAAAUUAUACUCCAAUUGUCAUAAAGAAUGAAAUGCAAGAUGUCAAUUUUGCUGAACGACAAGAAUGUGAAAUAAAAGCACUGAAAAGGCAACAAAGAAUGAUAAAAAAUAGAGAGUCAGCUUGCCUGUCGCGAAAGAAAAAAAAGGAGUAUGUAUCUUCGUUAGAAAAACAGAUUCAUGAAUUGCAACAAGAAAAUAAGCAAUUAAAAAUGGAAAAUACAAACUUAAAACAGAAGCUUUCGUCAUUGGAACAUACAAGAGCUACCAAUAAAUUUAAAAACUUGAACUUCAAUACCAGCAAAAAGAAUGUUGCUAUUCUUUUGGGGAUGGUUUUUAUGGUAUCUUUAAAUGUUAAUGGUUUCAAGGAUAUAUUUUCGCAAAAUAAUCAAUUGGAUAUAUUAUCUAAUGACGGAUCGAUUAGCGCGCAAUACGCAAGACAUGGAAGAACGUUACUUUGGACGUCUAGAGAUCAAAUUCGAGAGGAAGAUGAAGAUAGUUUUCGUAAAAAUACAUCCAUACCACAACCUAUGUGUCCGAUGUAUAUUAACCAGAGUGAAUCAAUUCGUUUAGAUUACGAAUUGAGACGGUGGAUUGGUGGAAAGUCCGAUCAAGAUGAUUUGAUAAAAGGAAAAUUAGAUGCCAAUGUUGCUGGAAAGUUCCUAUCAUCGCCCCUGCAUGUAAUGCAAAAAACUAAACGUAAACAUAAUUUGUCGGAAAGAAGUAAAUCCGAAAUACAUCGAAAGACAACUGAGCCAUCGAUAUCGAACGCGGUAGAAGUUUUUUCUCCGAUAAUAAAAGAGCAUGCUUCUUUGUUCGAAGCUUUAGGUAGAAGAGAUGACACUUUUUACGUAGUUUGGUUUAGCGGGGAACAUUUGCUUUUGCCGGCCUCGAGCAAAAAUAGCACAGGUAGACCAAGGAUGUCGUUGGUACUUCCUGCACUUCCUAUGAACGAAACAUUUUCAACACCCGCGAAUCAUAUAACUAUGAUGCAAAUUGAUUGCGAAGUUACCAAUACCCAAUUGCUGCAUUUACAACAAUCAAUUAUACCUGAUCAUUUGAAAAGUACCAAUAGAUCUGAAAGUCGUACACAUCAGCCAAAUGACGUAUCAGACGCAAUGACGACGGAUAUAAAUAAGAAUUACAAACCAUAUUUUAUCAAGGAAACUAAACAUAAAAUGUUCCACGAAAAAGAUUUAAAAGACAUAUAUGUUGACAAAAACAGUAAAAAUUACAAUAAGACAACCUCGUAUAUAUUGAAACAGAAAUUUAUUUCAGACUUUGACUUGGAAGAAGUAAAAACUGAAUUGUUAAAAGAUUUGAAAAAAAGUGAUUCUCACGCGAAAUUUACAACGUCGCAAAAAAAACAAAAGUGAUAAGUGAUAUAUGAUAUUUAAAAAAAAUGUCUGCUUCUAUGACAUUACACGAGUAUUAAAAAGUAAUUAUAGAUACAAUACGUGCACUACAAAAAAGUGAAUAAAUAUAUCGUGUUUUCAAAAAUUAAAAAGAAGAGAUAUUCAAACAUAAUAUAUAAGCAAGCACAGUUGAUAGUUUCGAAUUACAAUAUUUGAAUAUGAAUAUGAAUUUAAAAUUACAGUUUCAUAUAUGCGUUUUAAAAAGAAAGAAAAAAUAAAUAAAAAAAAAUAUAUAUAUAU
Molecule: messenger RNA, 6797 nt
Organism: Heterotrigona itama
Lineage: Eukaryota; Metazoa; Arthropoda; Insecta; Hymenoptera; Apidae
Source: the annotation of a GenBank genome assembly